AUGUCGUUCAAAUUUUACAUUUCCGCUUUGGUUGUCGCGUGUAUUUCCUAUGUUGUAUACCAUAAGUACUUAAAUACAAAUCCUAGUAUUAUCAAGAAGCCAGAAAGGCGAUACGAUUAUAUUGUAGUCGGCGCUGGAACAGCAGGAUGUGUUAUUGCAUCGCGGUUGUCCGAAGACCCCAAUGUCAAAGUGCUUCUUGUAGAGGCUGGGGGUCAUAUGGGAUACUUUACGAAAAUACCCUUGACGGCCACCGCGGCACAGCAAGGGCCUAAUGACUGGUCGUUUCAUGCUAAACCACAAAAGUACUCGUCUUUUGGAAUGUGGAAUCAGACACCAGUUAUACCACGUGGCAGAGGUCUUGGUGGUUCUGGGCAGAUAAAUUUUCUUCUUCACGGUUUUGGAUUGCCUGAAGAUUAUAAUAGGUGGUCGCAAUUAGGUUUUCAUGGUUGGACUUUCAAAGAUUUAAAGCCAUAUUUCUUGAAGGCAUUUGGCACGACGGAAAGCGAAUUUGAAUCGCCAUGUGUGGCUGGUGGAUACUGCAAUGAGUCUAAGAUUCCAAUGCACCUUAAGAAAAUAGACGAAAACAACGAACUAAUGAACACCUUCAAGCGAGCAUCCUCUAGGCUGACAGACCGCUACACUCUUUUUCGUAAAGCAACUGCGCCAGUUUUAUCGGGACGCCGACAUCAGGCUUUUGAUGCGUACCUAAAACCAGCUCUAAAUAGACCCAAUCUACACGUUAUGUUGAAAACUCAGGCUGUAUCUGUGAGGUUCGAUGACAAAGUGGCGUCCUCACUCUACGUGCUGGAAGACCACAAAUAUCUAAACAACAUAUUUAUAAAUAAGGAGAUAAUAAUUUGUGCGGGAGCUAUAAAAACACCACAAAUAUUGAUGUUGUCUGGUAUUGGACCACGGGACUUGUUAAAAAGACUGAAAAUAGUCCCUGUGGUAGAAAACAGCCAAGUGGGUAGAAACCUUCACGAUCACUUGAACGUUCCUCUCUACGUUAGCAUCAGAAAGCCCAUAAGUGUAACUCUGGCUAAAGUCUUUAGCUUUUUCACCGCCUGGGAUUACUACUGGAAGGGAGAAGGAUAUUUAUCUUUUCCACCCGUGGCCGGUAUCGAAUAUAAAAAUAUGUCUGCACUCAUGUUAUUCACAAUGGGAUCCACUAGCGAGCGACUUUUGCGAGACCUCUCAAAUUACAAACCACAGGUCUUCCGAGACAUGUUCCCAUUCAACAACGACACUAGCAAAGAAGGGUUUGUUUUCCUCGCAUCAUGUGUUCAGCCCCGAAGCCGAGGGUCUGUCUCUCUUCGGGAUACCAGUACCACAGUGCCUGUCGUGGUCAACCCUAACUACUUGCACCAGGAGUAUGACGUUCAGUGUAUUGUGAAAGCUUUACGUCGUGCAGAGCGUUUGAUAUCAACGAAGCCAUUUAAGGAUAUUGGGGCUAAGAUUCAUUGGCCCAGGGUCGAGAGAUGUCUCAGCCUCUGGAGAUACAGCAGCCAGGAUCAGCUUGGCCUGCAGAGGAGACGGAAGAAGCUCAAAUACCAAAAAGGAGUAGAAAGAACCAAACCUAAAACAAUAACACCGCCGAAGCCCCGAAGACCCCCAAGUCCUCCAGAUGAAUACUUGGCCUGUGUCACACGUGAGGUGGCAGUCACCGGUCAUCACGUGGGAGGAACUUGCGCUGGUGGCACCGUUUUGGACAACCAUUUGAGGGUAAAAGGAGUUAAAGGUCUACGAGUGAUGGACGCCAGCAUCUUCCCAUCACCGAUUUCUUUGUUCCCAAAUUCGGUGAUCAUCGGUAUGGCAGAGAAAGCAGUGGAAUUAAUUAAAACUGAUGGUCUUCUUUAA
Molecule: messenger RNA, 1857 nt
Organism: Pieris macdunnoughi
Lineage: Eukaryota; Metazoa; Arthropoda; Insecta; Lepidoptera; Pieridae
Source: the annotation of a GenBank genome assembly